GUACUAUACAAAACAUGGGUCAAAAAGAACAGGUAGACCCAGAUUUUGCCACUGGAGUCAUUAGAGAACAGAUAAAUGGAGCCAUACUUGAUCUAGGAACGAAAAAGGACGAGCUUCUUACCCAAGCAUCGAAAUACGAUGAGCUUAAGUUUAAGCUUAGUAAUGAGAUGGGGGCAAAAAAGGGAGGAGAAGAUGAAGUGAUGUUAUUGCUAGGAGAUGGGUAUUUUGUUAAGCAUAAGAUCCCGGAAGCAAUCAAUUUCCUUGGUAGAAGGGUGGCAAACAUUCAAAGGGGAGUUAAAGACAUAGAUGGUAGAAUAGAAGAAGCAAAGGAGACUUUAAAGAAGUUUGAAGAUUAUGCUAAGGUUGAACAGGGCCAAUAUGAAGGAGCUGCGAUGAACGAGGAUGGUCUUGAAAUGAUGGAUAUUCACGAAGAAUUGGAUGAGGAUGGAAAUGUUAUAUCUGUUAAGAUAAAUGAUAAGGAAAGUUCUCAUAUGAUUGAGGAAAAGAAAGAUAUCAAGAAGAAGGAAGUGAUGAAAGAAGAUUUCAAGAAAAAGAUGGAUAUAAAGGAAGAUUCGGAAGAAGAUUCGGAAGAAACUGAGGAUCAACUUCCAAUUAUGGACAUUGUAGAGAGAUUAGACGAAGAUGGCAAUGUUAUUGAUGGCAAGGCACAACCAGCUGAUCUAAAGACUACCAUUGAUAAAGUUAAGGUAGAGGAGACAUCACCAAAUAUCAUAGAUGAAGACUCUGAAGACUCCGUUGUUGAUGCUCCCGAGAAUGGUCUGCUUCCUAUAAUGGACAUUGUAGAGACUUUAGACGAGGAUGGAAACAUUAUUGAUGGUAAAGUGAAACCGGCAGUAAUAGAAGAGAAGAAAAGAGAGAAGGAAGAAGUUAAAGAGCCCGAAUCAGAUGAUGAACAAAUUAAUGAAUUAUUACAAGAUAUGGAAAUCGUUGGUAAUCCAAAUAAAUUAGAUGAAGAGAAAUUAUUGAAUAAGAUUGAUAAUUUGGACAUAUCUGCAGAUGAUAAAUUUAGGUUGAAGUUGAUUUUGUUGGAGGAGUAUAGAUCGAAGUUAGCAAAUGAGAAAGGGGAUGAGAAUGAGAAAGAUAAGAAAGUUGAAGAUGAUGCCAAGAACAUUGAUGUCAAGGGAGAUGAUGAAGUUAUUACUAGUUCAUCCGGAGCUGCAAUCAAUAGAAGUGAUAUCUUAGAGCUUGAAUUAUUGGCAGAUGAUUUUGAUGAUGAAGUUAAUGGAUCUACCGAAUUUGCAGAUGACGAAGAAUGGGACUUUGAGUUUAGUGAAGAAGAGGGAGAUGUCGAUGAAGAUGAUGAAGAUGAUGAAGAUUACGAAGAUGAUGAAGAUGAUAUUGGUGAUGAGUUAUUAUAUGGCACUGGACGCGCAGAGUUUAUUUCUAAUGGGAGUCUUAACGACCGGUUAUGGAAUGAAGUUAUGUCAUUGAGGAAAAAGGAGAAUACAGCGGAAGACUCCGUCAAACAGGGCAAGAAAUCAGUUAGAUUUGCACCCGAACUUGAUAUUUUCGAGAUUGAGAACAUUAGUCAGGAAUUAAAGAAUAUUGAACAUGUGAAUCAAAACAUGUCACGAUUCAAACAAGCUAGAGUCAUUGGACAACAGAGACCAAAUGAGAAUAUAAUACCAGAAGUGAUCGAUGACGAGAAGCCUGUAAGUGAUAUUAUUGUUGAUAGAAGUAUAGUUGAAGAACCUGAGCCAAUGGGGAUCAUAGAGCCCAAGAAGGGUAAGCAAUCCAGGUUUAAACUGAUGAUGAAUAAGAAGGUUGAAGAAGUUUUUAAUGAGGGUUUGAAUUCAGCUGAAGUGAAAGAGACUUCUAAUCAUUCUGUAGAUAUAUUAGAGAGAUCUAAUCCAGUUGAGGAUAUUAUAGAAAGAUCUAAUCCUGUCCAAGAUGUCACAGAAAAGUUUAACCCUGUCCAAGAUAUCACUGAAAAGUUUAGUCCUGUUCAAGAUAUCACUGAAAAGUUCAACCCCGUUGAAGACAUUAUCGACAAGUUUAACCCUGUUGAGGAUGUUUUAGAAAAAAAUAACUCUGUUUCCGAAAUGGCUACUCCAACUAAACGUUCUAGAUUUAAAAUACAAAGCGAAAAUAAAAACAAAUUGCAAGAACUUUCUUCGUCUCAACCAGUAGAGUCAUCUACCAACAAAAUAACCGAGAUUACACACAAUGGCGCCUUACAAGACAUUAUAGAGAGUGAUUCCAAAAACAUUAAAGAAGAAAUUCCAAUUAUUGAAAAGAAAAGGACAUCUAGAUUUAAAUCACAAAGAGAGAGUAAUAGAGCUACUGAUUUACCAAUUAUUGAAUCAAAACCGUUCAAUACUGUUAUCUUACCGAGAGCCCCAGGAAAUGAAGAAAUUAUUGAUCGUAAAAAGGCGAUCGAAGAGAGUAUAGCUGAAAUAGAAGACAAAGAAAUCUAUACUGAAGAAGAAGAAGAAAAAGAAGAAGAAGAAGAAAAAGAAGAAGAAGAAGAAGAAGCAGAUAUUGAAGUCAUGAGUACCACUCUUGAUUACCAAUCCAUGCAGGACGAUAUGGAUACCAUGGCUAAAGCAUACGUUCUUGGGAUGUACGACGACGACAUUGCUACGGAGGGUCCAGUUGUUGAUAAACUUGAAGAUUUUGAAGUUUUGAAUAAAAUAGUUGAAGAAAGGGGACAAAUUGAAGAAUUAGGGCAUGGGGAUGAUGAGGAUGAUGAUGAUGAUGAAGAAGAGGAUGAAGGUCCGAUUUUACUGGAAAUUGUUGAGAAUGAAACGGAGAUGCUUCCGGAAGAAACUAUCGAUGAUGAAAUUCUUGCAGAAGAAGUACAUACCAACUAUCAUAGACUCCGUCGUCAACUUAUGCAAGCUAGAAAAGAUGGCUACCGUAAAACGGACGAAGAGCUCGAAUUUGAACCAAUUGAUGAAGAGGGUAACCCUAUUAAAGUGAGUCGAUUCAGAUCUGCUCGUUUGAAUUGA
Molecule: messenger RNA, 2972 nt
Organism: [Candida] anglica
Lineage: Eukaryota; Fungi; Ascomycota; Pichiomycetes; Serinales; Debaryomycetaceae
Source: the annotation of a GenBank genome assembly